UUUCACACACACUCUCUCUCCAUCCUCUCCCUCCUCGCUCCUCUCCUCCACACGCACAAAACGCUCUGUCAUGGCGUCUUCCAACCAUGUUACCCCUACCAACUGUAGCUGGUGGCCCAUCUCAGCCAUGGAUGAAGACGGCAAAAUCACAGACGGGGAGGAGUGCGAAGAACCGGCGGCAGAGCCCAAACCCUUCAACAAAGACAGGCUCGUUUUGUACCACUGGACGCAAUCUUUCACCUCCCAGAAGGUACGGCUCGUCAUUAAUGAGAAGGGUCUUGUCUGUGAGGAGAGGGAUGUGAGCUUACCACUGCAGGAGCACAAGGAGCCCUGGUUCAUGAGGCUGAACCUGGGCGAGGAGGUGCCCGUCUUCCUCCAUGGAGACACCAUCAUUAGUGACUACAACCAGAUUAUAGAUUACAUGGAGAAAACCUUUGUGGGAGACACAGUGGCUCAGCUGAUCCCUGACGCAGACUCGCCUCUCUACGAUCGUGUGCAGCAGUACCGUCAGCUACUGGAUGGUCUGCCCAUGGAUGCGUACACACAUGGCUGCAUCCUUCAUCCAGAGCUCACGACUGACUCUAUGAUCCCAAAGUACGCCACAGCAGAAAUACGUAGACAUCUGGCCAACGCUGCGACAGAGCUGAUGAAGCUGGACCAUGAGGAGCCUCAGCUGACAGAACCGUACCUCUCCAAACAGAAGAAGCUAAUGGCAAAAAUCUUGGACCAUGAUAAUGUGAACUACCUGAAGAAAAUUCUGGGGGAGUUAGCCAUGGUUUUAGAUCAAGUGGAAGCUGAACUGGAGAAAAGAAAACUAGAGUAUCAAGGCCAAAAGUGUGAGUUGUGGCUUUGUGGACCUGAAUUUACACUAGCUGACAUCUGCCUCGGAGCCUUGUUGCACAGGCUCAAGUUCUUGGGACUUUCUAAGAAAUACUGGGAGGACGGCAGCCGGCCCAACCUGCAGUCCUUUUUUGUGCGUGUGCAAAAACGCUACGCUUUUCGAAAGGUCUUGGGUGACAUCCACACGACCCUCCUGUCGGCAGUCCUACCCAACGCCUUCCGGAUGGUAAAAAAGAAGCCGCCGUCCUUCUUCGGGGCCUCUUUUCUCAUGGGUUCACUGGGCGGGAUGGGCUACUUUGCCUACUGGUAUUUAAAAAAGAAAUACAUGUAGUGAAUGCCCACUUGUUGUGUUAUAUGUCUGUGUAUUUGUGUGAUGUUUAAACUUUUCUGUAAUGUUUUAUGACUGCAGGAAAACAUAAUGAAUCUAUAUAGAGAACACUAUUACUUACCUGGGUGAACAAAGAAAUAUUAAAACAUUCCAUAAUAAGAAAUUCUUAACAGCACAUUUUCUGGUAAUCAAGGCCUUCGUUAAAGUUUAAUUACUGGAAACUUGCAGCUCUUGUGCAUGCAAGUACUCAUUUAACUUUUGUUGAAGGCAUGCAUCAGGUCCACCUACACUGAAAUCUUAAAGUGAAAAAAAAAAACCCAGAUAAAACUUUAAACACAACAACAACAGGGGUUAACUGACCUUCGCAUGCCACUAUUAUAGUCACUACUCAUACCUGCUCCUCACUCCAUCUACCUGAGGUAUAACCAGUACAACCACAGGGACAUGUACAUGACGAUUACUUUCUGAAAAGUGCUGUGCUGCCAGAAACUGCCACAUGUAAUGAUGAAAGGAUGGAGGCAAACUUUAAAGGUAUGCUUUGACAUUUUGGGAAAUGUGCUUAUUGGCUUUAUUGAUGAGGCGUGGAUGAGAAGAUCGAUACUACUCUUUGUGUAGGUGUUAAAUAUGAAGCUACAGGCCAAGAGGGUGAUUAGCUUAGUUUAAACACUGAAAACAAGCAAAACAGCCGCUCUGUCACAGAAAUGUGAAUACCAGCAUCAGCUAGGUAUAGAACGUGAUUUUCACUUAAACAGCAUGAAACAGAAGCCAACACCAGUAAAUGCCUUUGUCUCAUUUAAAUAUGAAAACAUAAUUAUGCUUCACUAUUAACAUACUAGGUCUAAUCAAAUUAUCACACUUAGCUUGUGAUAAUUCAGUGAAAUUGUCACACUCCACGUGUAAUUUGAUUAAACACAAACACAUUAGCUAUAUUUUGCAAUAUGCCGGCGUGGGGACAGUAGAAUCUGAUAUAUUAAAACUAAGCAGAUAAUUAGGAUAAUGAUGGAAGGCGCGCUUCAGUCAAUAUUGUGCUUAAGUGGUGCAAAUCACUUAACACAUUUCUAAUGAAUUAAACUGCCACUCCACUUUGGGUGGCAUGACAUUGCGGUGUGGUGGUUUGCACUGUUGACUGGGAGCACUCACUAUGUGCUGGGUUUUUCUUUCAGCAGCUCCAUAGAUGUUCACGUUGGGUUAAUUUUUGCUUCUAAAUUGGCCAUAGGUGUGGAUGUGAGUAAGACAAAGUGAGAAUGUGAAUGUUUGGUUUGUAGUGGAAAUGCUUUGAAUGGUCCAGUCAGACUGUGUCGGUUCCACUUUACCUGGUUGUCAGCCCUAUUUUUUAAUCUAAAGUAGAGUAUCAAACAUACAUAAAGUGUGUCACAUUACAAGAUAUGAAUAUCUUCCAGUGUCACAACGAAUCACGAAGGGGAAAGGUUAAAAAAGAAAGUUUAAAAACAAGAGCAGAAGAAGAAAUCUGCUUUUGUCUAUUUGUGUUUCUUUUGGGGGACUAAACCUUGCUCCUGAUAGAAGCAUGUUAGGGAAACUAAAGGUGCAAAACAGUGUGUGGGUCUUUGAAAAGACCGUCAUUUCAUGCAAAUGUUUCCAGUCUUAAUGCUGAGCUAAGCAGCUGUAGCAGCUACAUGAUCAUGCACACAAUAAAAGCAGUACCCAUCUUCUCAUCUAACCCUCAGAAAUAAAGUGGAAAAAUCUCCCAAACUAUAAAAGUGCUCCUUUAACUUAUUGUACACCCAAUAUGUAAUAACACACAGAGACAUGCACACGUGUGUCCAGAGUCAGUUUAUUUAGAGCACCACAGAUCACACAGCACACAGUGGUCCACUGUCACUAUCUUGUCGCUGAGCAGAGGAAAAUCUGGGUGUUUGAAAAGUUACACUUGGCUCUACUGAUAGCAAAAUAAUAAAUUCUGCAUCUAUGGCACAAUAGUGAUGACUUAGGGUUAGGAUGUAUGUUUCAUUGCAUGGGUUACUUUCAUAUUGUGUACACUGAGGGGUUUUUUUGUGGCCCAGAGGCAGAAUUUAUGACAUGACUAAGCCACAGAUUUCUAAAUAUUCAGUUGGUAACUGUAACCUUUGAAUCACCUGCACUGCACCGCGUCUGAGACGGUCCCUCAGCAAUACUGAGCAAGAAAAAACGCACUGGAAUUCACUGCUGUUUGUUUGUCUCUGCUGACUUCCUCCUGACAGAUGCAAGAUUGUUUUUAACAGAUAGAUAUUUUUAAUUACACACGGUCGCAUUUAUUUUACCAUGCUUAAUUUUUAAUGAGCUUAAAGGUUAAACAACGGGAACGAGGGAAGGAAAAAGCUGACUCAUCUGAAGGCUUAAGGAGCAUGAUGGUGAGAAACAGAGAGCCUUCCCAGCCGUCUCGUUGUUUCUUAAUGCAGUUUAUUUUUCUUACUCCACAUUAAGUUAACCCUUGACGGGAAUCACUUUGUGUUUCUUUACCAGAUGUCCGUGCUUUUUU
Molecule: messenger RNA, 3644 nt
Organism: Pundamilia nyererei
Lineage: Eukaryota; Metazoa; Chordata; Actinopteri; Cichliformes; Cichlidae
Gene: gdap1l1
Product: ganglioside induced differentiation associated protein 1-like 1
Exons: 6
Coding region: 71-1171 (366 amino acids)
Source: RefSeq, a predicted model, not a curated record